AUGGUAUUAAUUUCAAGAGACCUCAAACCCGAUAAUGUGUUGAUUGACAACAAUGAGGGAUGGAAUUUAUGUGACUUCGGUUUGUCUAAAGAAGUGGANCUCAAACCCGAUAAUGUGUUGAUUGACAACAAUGAGGGAUGGAAUUUAUGUGACUUCGGUUUGUCUAAAGAAGUGCAUGUAUUGAGUGAUGGAUACAAACAAAGUAGUGUUAAACACACCAAAGAUGUCGGAAAUGUUGACUAUCAGGCACCGGAAGCGCAGACCACUGAAUACAACCAUUUAAUAGAUAUUGGAUUCUAAUUUAGAAAUUAAUACUGAUUUGAAUCUAAGGAAUAAAUUAUCAAAAAUAAAUCAAAUAUUGGUUGAAAUGAGUGCUAAUAAGUGGUCAACGAAUGGAUCCACGGAUUGGAGACAACGACUCGAAUGUGGAGACAUUUUAAAUAAAUUAAUGCAUUUAUCGAUUGAACCGAUUGUCGAGAAAAACGA
Medioppia subpectinata is the source of this 486-nucleotide messenger RNA. Lineage: Eukaryota; Metazoa; Arthropoda; Arachnida; Sarcoptiformes; Oppiidae. The record is from the annotation of a GenBank genome assembly.